AUGGCAGACUCAAAUAAAUGUAACGCCUGUUUGAAUGAAUUAGCAAACAUUCCCUCAAUAUACUGCACACGUUGUAAGGCGGGUUAUCAUCAUUCCUGCAUGAACUAUACAUUAACUGAGUAUAAGGCGCUAUCAGUUGAGUUAAAAUCUAAGUGGAUCUGCGUGCAAUGUCAAAGUAGAGAACGCAAAGGAGGCGAUAAUUCAAACACUCCGGUUCAUAACAAAACUGGCAACGCCCCGACAUCACCUCAGCUGGAGUUUGUUACGAAGCGAACGAAGUCACGCACAGGCAGCAAUUGUUCUUGUUUAACGGCCAACAACAUACGUGAUAUAAUUCGGGAAGAACUACAACUUCAUUUCACUCACAAAAUAUACCCCGAAAUACAGGAGGUACGCAUUGCGAUGUCUUCUCUCGAAGCGUCGGUAGCUCACUUCAAUGUAGAACUUGAGAAAGUGAAGGCUGAUUAUGAGGAGCAGGCGAAAAUAAUUGAUGUUUUAAAAUCAGAGACUAAGCUACUGAAAACUACCAAUGAAACGCUUUUAUCUCGCCUGGCUCAACUGGAUCGGCAUGCGCGUUCUUCUAAUGUGGAAAUUCAAUGCGUCCCUGAGAAUAAACAGGAAAAUUUGAUAAAUACCGUAGUUCAGCUGGGAAAAGUAAUCAAGUGCCCAAUCAACGACUCACAAAUUCAUUACUGCUCGCGACUAGCUAAGUUGAAUAACUCUAGUCCUCGCCCUCGCUCGAUACUGGUCAAAUUCAACAGUGCGCGACUACGCGACGAAUUCCUUGCGGCAUCUAGUAAGUUUAACAGAAACAAUCGAGAAGACAAGUUGAACACUAGCCACCUAGGUAUCGGUGGGACUAAGAAAACAGCCGUAUAUGUAGUGGAACAUCUUACACGCGAGAACAAGCACUUGCAUGCUGCAACACGUUCCAAAGCCAAAGAACUUGGGUAUAAAUUCGUUUGGGUGCGGGAUUCUAAGAUAUACAUGCGGAAGGAUGAGCAGUCAGGCCAUAUAUAUGUAAAAGACAUAGCUUUAUUAAAUAAGUUGUCAUAA
Parnassius mnemosyne (clouded apollo) is the source of this 1056-nucleotide messenger RNA. The record is from the annotation of a GenBank genome assembly. Lineage: Eukaryota; Metazoa; Arthropoda; Insecta; Lepidoptera; Papilionidae.